Nannospalax galili (Upper Galilee mountains blind mole rat) is the source of this 5031-nucleotide messenger RNA. RefSeq names its product phosducin like 3 (gene Pdcl3). The transcript is spliced from 6 exons. NCBI's taxonomy places the organism in Eukaryota, Metazoa, Chordata, Mammalia, Rodentia, Spalacidae. Gene Ontology annotation, biological process: positive regulation of gene expression; protein folding; angiogenesis. Gene Ontology annotation, cellular component: cytoplasm. Bases 132 to 860 code for a protein of 242 amino acids. The record is from RefSeq and is a predicted model, not a curated record.
CUAGUUCGCACCUGGGGGCGGGGCGAAGGGCCGUGGGGGCGGCGAGGUGGGGCCGCGCUUGCGCGCUUGCGUGGAGCCGAGCCGACCGUGUCCGCGCUCGGUCCUGGCUGUCCUGAGCGACUGGAGGCAAGAUGCAGGACCCCAAUGCAGACACAGAGUGGAAUGACAUCUUACGCAAAAAGGGCAUCCUGCCCCCAAAGGAAAGCCUGAAAGAAUUGGAAAAGGAAGAACUGGAAAAGGAGGAGCAGCGAAUCCUACAGCAGUCAGUGGUGAAAACUUAUGAAGAAAUGACUUUGGAAGAACUGGAGGAUAAUGAAGAUGAAUUCAAUGAGGAGGAUGAACGGGCUAUUGAAAUGUACAGGCAGCAAAGACUGGCUGAGUGGAAAGCAUCCCAGCUGAAGAAUAAAUUUGGAGAAGUUUUGGAAAUCUCAGGAAAGGAUUAUGUUCAAGAAGUUACCAAAGCUGGCGAGGGCCUAUGGGUAGUCCUACACCUUUACAAACAAGGGAUCCCCCUCUGUGCCUUGAUAAACCAGCACUUCAGUGACCUUGCCAGGAAGUUUCCUGACGUGAAAUUUAUCAAAGCGAUUUCAACCACCUGCAUACCCAACUAUCCUGAUAGGAAUCUGCCCACAGUAUUUGUUUACCUGGAAGGUGACAUCAAGGCUCAGUUCAUUGGUCCUCUGGUGUUCAGCGGCAUGAACCUGACGAGAGAUGAGUUGGAGUGGAAACUCUCUGAAUCUGGAGCAAUCAAGACAGACCUGGAGGAGAACCCUAGGAAGCCCAUCGAAGAUGCACUGCUAUCCUCAGUGCGAGGCUCUGUCCCCAUGAGAAGAGGGGAUAGCGAUUCUGAGGGUGACUAAGGCUUCAGUCACUGCAACUUUUUGAACUUUCUUGAUAGGCGACAUUGUCUAGAUUUUUUGGUUUUUAAUCUUUUAUCAUUAUGUUUUAAAUUUCAUAUAUUUCAGGAGUAAUCAUCACUGGAAAUUCUAUUAAAUUUCUUGGAACUCUUUUUUAAAUUAUUAACAGUUCUUUUAAAAAAUGUUUUAUUUAUUAUUUUUAUUUUAUGUGUAUGAGUAUAUUGUCUGCAUGUAUGUAAGUGCACCCAUGUCAUGCAGUGCCCACACAGGUCAGAAGAGGGUUUUGGAUCCCCCGGAACUGGAGUUACGGACAGUUGUUAGCCACCAUGUGGGUACUGGGAACUGAACCCAUGUCCACUACAAGAGCAGCCAGCGCUCUUAACUGCUGAGCCAUCUCUCCAGCUCCUUAUUAUUAACAUUUUUUUAAGAAAAAAUUCAAGUCAGUUAUUAGUAUGCCAAAUAUCUGUUUUCUUACUAAGCAAACUAAAAAUAUUUAAAUUUUUUGACAUGCAGCUGUAUAAAAAGGAAUAUGGAGUUAAAAGUGACUAAAUUACACAGUGCAAAAAUUGGGAACUAAACUAUAGUUAUACUAUUUAUUUUCCUUUUAUAAAACUAGCAAAAGAAUUAUCACUAAGGAAAAAAAUCUUAGUAUCUGUCCUAUUUAGAAGAAAUGGCUGAUAAUAUUUUUUGAAAUACUGUUUUAUCAAAGCAUUAACAAAUUUUGAUUACUGGUGUGUUUUUAUUUUCAGCUGUCUUUUUUCUAGUUAAAAUAACAUUUAUCUCAGGCUAAUAGGAUAUCAGCUGUUUUUAAAAAGGAGUGUUUUGCUUACAUGUAUAUAUAUAUGUACCAUCGUGCAUGCGGUGCCCACAGAGGCCAGAAGAGGGCAUCAGAUCCCCUUGAACUGGAGUUACAGGCCACUAUAUAGGUGCUGGGAGCUGAACCCAGCCAAACCCUGCAAGAGCAGCAAGUGAGCCAUCUCUUCAGCCCCAAGAUGGCAGCUAUUUUUGAUUAUUGUUAGAUUUGUUUCUUAGAAAGAAGGUAUAAGCAUAUACAUUUGUAAGCUGUAGCUCAGUCAGUCCAUAAAACAGUAUCAAGAUGUUUGAUGCAUCAGAAUUCUGUCAAAUUGACACUGAUAACAGAAAAAUUAGGGAAGAUAUUCCCUAAUAGUUGUGUUGAAUGAUUCAGCACUUAUAGCUGAUUAGAAUCUUAGAAAAAAAGAAUCUGAGAACACACAGUUCUGAUUAUUUUGUAAAACUUAUUUUUUUCUAAUUUGAAGAUAUAACAGUGAAUAGUGACCCGUUUGUAUGUCAGAGUGUCUUAUUUUUCUAUUGUGUGAGAGCCAUUGCUGCUGGAUUAAAACACUUUCUGUAAUGGUUUAGCUUCAAAGGUGUUCAUGAAAUCUUAAUAGCAAGGUUGAAACAAUCUUGUGAUUUUUGUGGCUUUGUAAGUGGUUCUUUGUGGCUUGCAGGAGAGCUGCCACUUUAGAAUUUCUGUGGUAGCUGACAGUGUAAUGAAUGCGGGGGAAGAGACGUUUGAUGUUGUAUUUGCCUCAGCCUGAACUUGUAUACUAAAAGGAAAAGAGCUGUACUUGAACGUGGGCAGUCUCUGGGUGGUAGAGAACUUCAGGCUUAAUUCCACUGCAGAGCCUUGCAGGAUCUAAUUCUAAUAUUCACUAUACCACUUUGAUCCAAAUGUGCACACUGCCCUGAAACCAUGCCUGCAUGCCAGAUAAGGCCCUUGUGGACUGAUAUAAUCAUGGAGCACAGCAAAAGUUCUGUAGUACCUAUGGUCUUGGCUAAUGAGCGCUGUCUGCUUGCACAGCUCUGGCAUCCAGGCAGCUGUUCAGCAUCUGUCUGAACUUGAUUUAGAGAAAGAGCAGCAUCUUUAUCCUAAAAUUGGGAUUGUGAUUUGGAACCUAACCUGCCAGUGUCUAAGGCUUAGCUGAUUCUGGGAGACAUGCCUAUGGUAUUUCCCACUGUUUUUCAGUUUCUUUUGUCGCAUUAGAGAUGAAAAGAUUUAUUAUUUAUGUGUAUGUGUGUUUGCCUGUAUGAGUUUACGUGCACUGUGUGUAUGCAGAAGCCCGAGGAGGGCAGAAGUCAUCAGAUCCUCUAACUGGACUUACAGGUGGUUGUAAGCUGCCAAGUGGGUGUUGAGGGACUGAACCCAGGUCCUCUGCAAGAACAGUGAGUGUUCUUAACCACUGAACCAUCUCUCCAGCCCCGAAUAUUGGAUUUUAGGCUUUAAGUUUGUCUAAUUCCACAGCAAGAAAUGCACAUGAGCCUGGAGGAUCUUGUCAUUUCAGAAAGUAAAGAAAUGCUAAACAACAAAGAAAAUGAAAGCACACUGAUGGGAUGGGAGUACGUCCAUUGGCAGAGCUCCCAGUGGUAAAGUUCAAACAAUUGGAGCAACACAGUAAGUAGAAGCUUAUAACCUAAAGUAUGAUGUGUCUACCCAUGAGCCAUGCUGAUUUUUUUUUAAGUAGUAAGGAGGAAGAGGCCACCUCCCACACAUAAUCCCAAGUAACUUAAUAUAGAUGCUUUUUUUUCUUUUUUUUUCUUUCUUGAGACAGGGUCUCCCUGUAGCCCCAGCUGAACUGGAUCUCACUAUGUAGACAAGGCAGGCCUUGAUCUUGCAGAGAUCUGGCUGCCUAUACUUCCCAGGUGCUGGGAUUAAAGGCCCGUACCACCAUGCCCAGCUUAAUGUAGAUUCUUAGCCCUUUGGCAUUCUACUCUUAAAGGGUGGGUUGCACAUAGUGACUUCUUUCUGAAGUGUCAUAUAGAAAAGGGGAUAAAGGUCACAACCACGACAGGCAAUGUUGACAGUGUGGCCCAUGAUAUGAGAUGAAAAGGGGCACUUUACCUCUGGUCUUCCAAAAUCUCAUAAUUAAGGGGGAGAAAAAAAACAUAUCCCAGUGGAGGAACGGUCUACAAAAUAGCUGACCAGAACUCAAAUUGUCAGGGUUGUCAAGUACCAGAAGAGUCUGAGGCGCUGUCACAUUCAAGAAAUGUUACUAGAUGAAAUGAGGGGUGCUGCAUAUGCUCCUAGGACAGAAAAAAUACUAGGUUAAAAAAUGAACCCUGAGUCCAGAUGGACUCUUAAUUAUGUCAGUAUUGAUUAAGGAAUGCUAGAUACCAAUCACAAAAUGGUGCAGGAUAUAAGGCACUCCAUGUUAGCUUCCUCAGUUUUAAAAAUGAUGCUAAAGAUUUAAUUUGAAAGUAUGGUGGCUUGUGAAUCACAUCAAAAUGGCAAUUGUAAUUUGGGUAAGAAGGCAGUGCUCAGUUCCUGUAAGAACAUGCCAUAACUAAAGGACCACAUAGUCAUCUUGGAUCUUUGCAAAGGGAGGGCCUGAGCCAGGGCUUGGGUAGUGCUUAGAGGAGUCUCCAGGCCACUGGAGAGACAGCUGAGGGAGGAGGGCUGAUGGAGAGGCUGUGGACAGAGCUGGAGGGGGAGGAAAGGUGAUCACAUGGAGACCUCUGGAAAACACACAGCUGCCAGAUGGGAACCUGGAUUCUGGGUCCUCCAAUCCUAGCUCCCAUAGGUGAGGGCUACUCCUGGGGCAUUAACUGCACUUGUGUGUGUUUGCUCAAGAGUAGCCAAGCUGUGUGCCUUGGGAGAGGCAGACAACAUGGGUGGAUGCGCUGGUGGAAUGUGAGCUUGCGUGCUUCUGGUCCUGUCUUACUCAUUUAGAAGAGCUGCUUAGACAUUCAAGCAUAGACUUUUGUUGUUUAUCCUUAUGUGUACAUAGGGAGGAAAGCCAGUGAAAGGAAUUGGGUGAGGCGUUCCUAAGAGGGCUCCCAUGAGCAGCUCUGAUGCCUUUCCUCCAGCUAGGAUGCUGGCACUUCCUUGAUCCUACCAGAAGGUGGCACUCAGUGACAGCUUGAUCACAAUUACUACUGGUUAGGGAAACUUAGAUGUACUCUUGGCUUCACAGAUGUUAAAAAUGAGGAGUGAAUGUACUUAAAAUUAAUGCAAUCAUGUAGCUUGAUUUCAGGACGGGUGAAAGUGUCAGGUUAUUUUAUUUUAACUUGACCAUUUUGGCUUUUAAUUUUGAAAGCAGAUCUUUAAUUCUGUGUCUGUUUAUUAAUAUUUAACAUGUUGAAACUCCCUACUCCCUAAGAGUGCAUUUAUUAAAGUGAGCACAGUCUUAAAAAUUAAAAUCCAGUACUUUUUGGU